Messenger RNA from Balaenoptera musculus (blue whale), 1428 nucleotides. RefSeq names its product LDOC1 regulator of NFKB signaling (gene LDOC1). The record is from RefSeq and is a predicted model, not a curated record. NCBI's taxonomy places the organism in Eukaryota, Metazoa, Chordata, Mammalia, Artiodactyla, Balaenopteridae. The coding region runs from base 155 to 595 and encodes 146 amino acids. The transcript has a single exon.
AGCUUGCGUAGCCGCCGGGACCCCUGCGCGCACCGCCUCUCGCCCCUAGCCACCGCGCGCCUCCGCGGACACGCACUUCCUGCGAGGCCUCCGUGCGCACCUUAGGCGAGCCGAACCGAGCUGAACCCUGCCCUGCACUUGCGAGCUGUUCGCCAUGGUGGACGAGCUGGUGCUGCUGCUGCAUGCGCUCCUGAUGCGGCACCGCGCCUUGAGCAUCGAGAACAGCCAGCUCAUGGAACAGCUGCGGCUGCUGGUGUGCGAGAGGGCCACCCUACUGCGCCAGGUACGUCCGCCGAGCUGUCCGGUGCCCUUCCCCGAAACGUUUGACGGCGAGAGCUCCCGGCUCCCCGAGUUUAUCGUGCAGACGGCGUCUUACAUGCUCGUCAACGAGAACCGAUUCUGCAACGACGCCAUGAAGGUGGCAUUCCUAAUCAGCCUGCUCACCGGGGAAGCCGAGGAGUGGGUGGUGCCCUACAUUGAGAUGGAUAGCCCCAUCCUAGGUGAUUACCGGGCCUUCCUCGAUGAGAUGAAACAGUGUUUUGGCUGGGAUGACGACGAAGAAGACGACGACGAAGAUGAAGAAGAUGAUUACUAGGCCCGGAGACCCUCGGGCCUAGGGGGGAGGGCCCUGCACGCCGCCACCUCCCCCCUCCCCGCCCUGCCCCGCCCGGAGCCGCCGCGCUCCCCUAGCGCUCCGAUCCCCUUCCCUACCCCUGCCUCUGGUUGUCUUCCUCGUCCCCGCCUCCUCCCCGUAGUGCUUGUCUUUGUUCCGGGGAUAGUGCUCCAGUUACCUGCUGCUGAGGCUGGGGCCUCUCUCUGAAGUGCGCUGCCUCCCACUCUGGCCAGCCCCAGGACCCUCUCCUGCUAACUUGAACUGUGUUCUGAGCCCCAACUCUAGGCCAGGCCCCUGUCACAAACUGGUCAGACUACGCACAGCUGUGCCGCACAGCCCUGCCAACUGUCAGGCCUACAUCUUGCCCAGAGACCUACGCUGCCACCUAAGCACCCUCCACCACAUUACAGCGACAGACCAGGCCUUUGGAGAUAAGGAGCAACCUAGAAGAUGCCUUAGUUGGCUGCGCCUCCUGGGACACUGAUUUGGACUGCUCACCAACCUCCCCCAAGGGGCUAAUCUUUCAAGCUGGUUAGUUCCCUACUAACGCCCAGGGUCUUCUCCUGCCCCGCCAGAUUGCUGCAGGAGCCUGUUGUUCCUGGCAGCCAAAUUGUUGACAUUUCUCCUAUGCACCAGUUUUGCACAACCGUCAUUUAUCUUUCAAAAUUGCAGCAAUCCCACAGAUGUGUGCAUUUGGACAAAAAUACUGAAAACAAAACAAUACAAACAAAAGCAGGCACUCAGCCCAGCUCCUCAGUACUACCUGGAAAAAGCAUUUGCAUUCUUUUCAAUAAAUAUCAAGCACUACGAAAAAA